CUCCCCCCUCCGCUGCCGCGCCCUGGGCUGGGCUGGACGCUGUGCUGAGCGCUGCGGUCCGGAGCCCCCCGGCCCGGCGGGGAUGUGAGGGGCUCCCCGCGCCCCACCAUGGCAGCAUCAGAAGCCCCGGAGGAAUGCGACAUCCUGAUCGUCUUCAGCCAGGAUGCCAGAGAGUGGUGCCAUUACCUCCAGAAAGUGUUCCAGUCGAGCCGGCAGGUGCGCAAUGAGCCCAUCCUGACCUACGAGCUGAACGACGGAGAGGCCAUCGCCAAAGAGGACUCGAGCUUCUUUGCGAAGAGUCGCUGUAUCGUCAUGCUCCUGUCCGCCGAGCUGGUCCAGAGCUUCUACCAGCCGGCCGUGCUGGGCAGCCUCCAGCAGGCCCUCCGGCCCCCGCACAAGGUGAUCCGACUGUUUUGCGGGGUGGACGACUCUGAGGAUUUCCUGGCCUUCUUCGAGGACUGGGCCCUCUGGAAGGAGCUCACCUACGACGACGAGCCCGAGGCCUACGUGGCCGCCGUGAAGAAGGCCAUCUCCGAAGAUUCUGGCUGUGACUCGGUCACGGACACGGAGCCCGAGGACGAGAAGAGCCCCCGGUAUUCGAGGGAGAUUUCCUCCAGUCAGCAGCAGCAGCAGCAGCAGCAGCAGCAGGUCUCGCUCUCGGCCAGCAGUCCUCCGGGGAAGCAGAUGGUGGUCCAGCCGGCUCGGAUCCGCUGUGGGGCCCAGACCACAGUUUACGUUAUCGUGAAAUGUAAGCUGGAUGACCGGGUCAAGACGGAAGCCGAGUUUGCUCCUGAGAGCUCCCCUUCCGUGCGAGUGAGCGCCAGGCUGGAGAAUGAGUACACCGUCGCCAUUGAGGCUCCCAACUUGACGUCUGGGGAAGUUUCCCUGAAAGUCUACUCGGGCGAUCUGGUGGUAUGUGAAACCAAUAUCAGCUACUACACUGACAUGGAAGAAAUCGGAAACUUAUUGGCCAGUGCGGCUAAUCCUGUGGAGUUCAUGUGCCAGGCUUUUAAAAUCGUGCCCUACAACCUGGAAACCUUGGACAAGCUGCUCACGGAGUCCCUGAAGAAGAACAUUCCCUCAAGUGGGCUGCACCUGUUUGGAAUCAACCAGCUGGAGGAAGAAGAUAUGAUGACAAACCAAAGGGAUGAGGAGCUGCCUACGUUACUUCACUUCGCUGCAAAGUACGGGCUGAAGAACCUGACCGCUCUGCUGCUCACGUGUCCCGGAGCCUUGCAGGCCUACAGCGUGGCCAAUAAGUUCGGCCACUACCCCAACACGAUCGCCGAGAAGCACGGCUACAGGGACCUCAGGCAGUUCAUUGACGAAUAUGUGGAAACCGUAGACAUGCUAAAGAGUCACAUCAAGGAGGAACUGAUGCAAGGAGACGACGAUGACUCGGUGUAUGAGUCGAUGGCCCACCUCUCCACAGACCUGCUCAUGAAAUGCUCCCUCAACCCCGGCUGUGACGAAGAGCUGUACGAGUCCAUGGCUGCCUUUGCUCCCGCGUCUACGGAAGAUCUCUAUGUUGAGAUGCUUCAGUCCGGUGCCUCUAACCCAGCCUCAGGAGAGUCAAUCCCUCUGACCACCAAAGAUUCAAUGAUCCGCAAGUUUUUGGAAGGCAACAGCGUGGACGGGGCCGACGUGGACAGCGAGUUGAAUCCCCCGGACGAGAAUGAAGACGUUUACCACACGGUGAACGACGACAACAGCUUUUCUGUGGAACUGGCCAACAGGCCCCCAGUCCCGGUGCCCAGGCCAGAGGCCAGCGUCCAGUCCGGCCCCCACCUGGGUCUGGAGGAACCCUACAUUUCCAAAGUGUUUGGAGAGAGAAGUCGAGAGAGGCCUGGAAACCUGUACACGUCGGCGGAGAGCAUGAGGGCAGAACCAGCCGUCAGGCCUACAAGAGACAGACCCCAGUCAAGCAUAUACGACCCAUUUGCUGGGAUGAAAACUCCCGGUCAGAGGCAGCUCAUUACCCUACAGGAGCAAGUGAAACUCGGCAUCGUCAAUGUGGACGAGGCCGUGCUCCAUUUCAAGGAAUGGCAGCUCAAUCAGAAGAAGAGGUCAGAGUCAUUUCGCUUUCAACAGGAAAAUCUCAAACGACUGAGGGACAGCAUCACCCGAAGACAAAAGGAGAAGCAAAAGUCAGGAAAACACCCCGACAUAGAAAUCACUGUCCCCAUCCGGCACUCCCAGCAGUUUGGCGGGAGAGUGGAAUUCGGGGUCUACGAAAGCGGCCCCAGAAAGAGUGUGUUCCCUCAGAGGAAGGAGCUAAGGCGAGGAGAUUGGAAGACCGAAAGCACCUCAAGCACAGCAAGUAGCGCCAGCAAUCGAUCCAGCACGCGCAGCGUCCUCAGCGUCAGCAGCGGGAUGGAAGGAGAUAAUGAGGAUAACGAAGUUCCAGAAGUCAACAGGAGUCGCAGCCCAGUACCCCAUUCCGGCGACAGAUCAUCCUUCUUGUCCCUCGAGAGGCCUCCGAGGAUCCCUCCCCGAGCAGCUUCCAACAGGCCACCAUCAAGGGAUAGCUUUCUCCCUCCUCCUCCUAUUCCACCAAGAGGUCGCUGAUCCUUUCAAGAUCUUCCUACGGUGGAACACUGGAACACUGCUUUUUAAAAACUGGUCUCUAUUUAGAGGAGAAAAGCCGGUGAUUUUUCGGUACUUCGCGGGCAUAGUCAUGUUGACUUUACUGAGAUCUCCCAGAUUUGGACUGAUUUUAUUUGCUGGUACUAACACAAUGCUGUGAGAACUGGUGUUCCUUAGCCACGAAGAACUGAGGAACCAACAAUUUCCCCGUCACCAGCAGACCUGUUGGGGAUAAAUAUUUUUGUUCGAUCAAAGCCAGAAGAUUGGCCUCAUUCUGGGAUGUGAAAAAGGAAGAGGAUUUUUUUUUUCAAAAGCAUACUUUAUAAAAUAGUUUUCCUGGAAAUGUCUUACCAUAUCACCUCAGGAUGCUCAUAUCCAUGGGAUCGACCCCGGCCACUUGGGGCUUACUGUGGGCCGGGGGAUGAUUUGUGUGGAUUCCGUACAUUACGGCGAGAAGGAGACGGUUGGUGACCUUUGAGAGCGUGGGUUCUCUGGAGCGAAGGGGGCAGAGGCCAGAUUGGAGAGAGGUCAAGGUGAGAAUCGAAGUCUUCCACUUCCAAGGAGAGGAAGUGGAGACAGUAGGUUUGAUUCCCUCAAAGCUUAAUCACAGAAGAGGAAGCCGUGAGCCUGGGGAAGUGGAGGGGAGAUAGCAGUAGCACCCUUAGUUGUGGGGCUUUGGGGUACCCCGACCUCACAAGAAGGAGGCCCUUCCACUUGAACUUCCCUUGGCUUCCACUUGGUGAGGUCAUUUUGUGGGUGGAGAAAGAGAAACCCUGGGAAAUCAUGGGAGAGGGAGGGACCCCCGCUCCAGAGUGGGGUGUUGGGGUUAGCCGCCUGGGAAGAGAGGAGAGGGUAUAUGUCCAGGGAAGGAUGGCCCGAGCCCCUUGGAACGUAGCUAAAUGAAGAAUAGGGGGUCCUGAUAUCAUCUGGUCUUUCCACCUCAAGAUAAUUGUGCUUAAGGGAAUUAUGUUUUGAUGUUGGAAGAGAGAUCAAAAUCACUGUUUUCCUAACUGUGAAAAAAUUUUGGUUUUGGCUUUAAAAUCCAAUUCUUUCCCAGACAUAUCCAUGCAAACAUUCCCCACCCACAGAGACACGUGUUUCAGUGGCCCCGUUUGAACUUGUUUGAAGUUCACCUCCGAUUCCCCCUUUUUUAAACAAUACAUAUGUGACUCUUUGUAGUCCAUCUCCUGGACCUGCUCGGUACAGUGCUCUGCACAUAAUAAGUGCUCAAUAAAAACGAUUGAAUGAAUGAGCAGGAACACGGCCUGCUUGGACAUCUCCUAAAGAUCCAAUCAUUCGUUUUCCCUUUGCUCUUUAGUAGUCAGAACACCCUUCUGUGGGGGUGGAGAAUGCCGUGAGGGGUGAGUGAGGAAGUUGGAGAGUAGGAAAGGGAGAAGAAAUGGGAUGGAUUAGGGUUAAACACAACCUGAAAUCUCAAUCUUUUCUUCUCAAAGUUAAAUAUCAUACACUGAGUCCAACGCAUCUGAGGGGAUCUACGUAGCCCUGUGGAAAAUGAAAAACACAAGGGAGUGCUCUUAUGUUAGAGUGCCGUCAGCAAUCCUGAAUACAGUCUAAAAUCCAGAACUUUCGAAAAUUAAGCACUUCAAAGUGGGUCAGGCCUCAAGAAGAGAAAGGUGAAUCCCAGGAAGUUAUUUUAAGCACAAGAAGGACCUCAUCAAAAUGGCCUUGCAACACUGACCUCAUCCCUUAACAUUUCUACAUAUAUCCUAACCUCAAGUAUCUCACCCUGCCUAAUAAGAAAGAUAAAGACCUUAUCAUCAAGAUUGUGCAUAAGGAAAAAAAACAAAACCCUGCUUAAAAAUAGAGGCUGCAUGUGGAGAUUUAAAUUUCCAUCCUUUCCUAGUUUCUCCGGAUUCCCAGGUACAACACUUCAUUUGUCUGUUGUAAGAUAUUAUCUGUUCAAGGGAGAAUCUAAUGCUCCUCUUCAGAUACGUUGCCAGGAUUCAUAUGCUGGGUAUUAAGUCCUUCAGUGUCCUCAGGAAAAAGGUGCUCCACAAACAGAAGCCAUUUACAAAAUCUAGCCGAAGAGAUGCCUCAAAGUCUAAAUGCCAUGGAUUCAGAAUGGGGAACUUUGUUACAAGUAUCUUGGUAUCCUAAUAAAAGAGAUUUUAUUUAUUUCUUUAUCACUGUGCAAUAUUUAGUCAUCAGAAGGAAUUUAGGAAAUGUAAACUAGCUGUGCUAGCUGAUAAAUAGUCUCUCUCUUUUGGUAAAAUCAUCCGACCUACUGAUGCUUCAUGCCGAAUUAGUUUAGUUUGAAUGUUUAACUUGAUUUAAGAAAUUUUUUUAAUGUACAAGUUUUGUGAAAAUAAAUCUAAGGUUAGUACUGACA
This is a messenger RNA of Ornithorhynchus anatinus (platypus), 4936 nucleotides long. RefSeq names its product phosphoinositide-3-kinase adaptor protein 1 (gene PIK3AP1). The record is from RefSeq and is a predicted model, not a curated record. NCBI's taxonomy places the organism in Eukaryota, Metazoa, Chordata, Mammalia, Monotremata, Ornithorhynchidae. The transcript is spliced from 17 exons. Gene Ontology annotation, molecular function: signaling receptor binding; phosphatidylinositol 3-kinase regulatory subunit binding. Gene Ontology annotation, biological process: signal transduction. Gene Ontology annotation, cellular component: cytosol. Bases 109 to 2568 code for a protein of 819 amino acids.